AGCUUCACUAAGGGCUGAAUAGAACCGGACUGUACUGAACAUCUCUCUCAUCAUCCGGCCUGACAGCAGGUCAUGGUUCACCUGCCAAAAGCCUGGAGAUAGAUCGGACACCUGACUUCUCCCUCGUGAGUCUCUGCUGACACAACUGUGUCCUCGUGUCCUUGUGUCCUUGUGUCCUUGUGUCCUUGACUUGUCCACGAGUCUUCUGGGAUAGAGACGUGUAAAGCAGCCUGCACAUUGACAUUCACUGUGAAUACAUGUCAAACAAGACUGAGUGUCCAGCUUUCUGUUUGUUAGGUUGAAUUCAAGAUGGUGAUGCACAGAACGGAUUAAAACCUUCUCGUCUUCACUUCACAUUCCUCCCCGACGUCAGAUUGACGAGGCAGCUGUCAGUCGCCCGUCAGUCCACCUGAAGGAGUUCCUCCUCAGUCAGUGGAUGUGAAUUCUCUCUCAACCCAAAUGAACAGUCUUUCUGUCUGAUGGAUUGACUGCCUGUAUUUUCUGUAGUUUAUUUUUUUAUACACUGCUCCCAGGUCAGCCUUGAAGACAUGGGCAGCUCCAUGGGCUGCGUGAGGCCCCCCCGGGAGGGGGACCUCGGAGCCCCCCCACUUUCACCAAAGAAGCGCCUGCGUUUCAGACGUAAGCACAAGGGCAAGAAGAACAAGAGAGGAGCGGCAGAGAAAGAAGACUACGAACAACAAAGAAGUCAUGAGGCUGAUGAAAGAGAGGAAGAGGAUGAAGAGGAGGGAAACCCAGUUGUAGAAAACGUAGAUUCAGAUUUUAGCAACAGAGCUCGGACUCUCACAUCAGUGCCUGACCCCCAGUCCACUCAUUCCAAAACAAAUCUGCACAGUAAUACUCUUUCCCCGGGCUCCACGGGGGCCGGUGGAGGAGGCCUGUGGGGCAACCGAGUGCUUGAGGUGUCCCCCAAGCCCAGCCCGGCCUGGAGAGGCGUCUUCUGCCUUCCAGGGGAGGAGGACACUGUCAGCGCCAUCAUAGAUGUGUCCAGCAUCCCGAGCCAAACCACCACCACCAGCCCGGUCAACACAGCCCCGGCCCUGGGCAGCACCACUCCCGGUGGAGGGAGGGUGAUUCGUGUCAGGGAGAAGGUCCAAGGUGUCCUGGAGAAACCUUGGAUCCUCCGACAGAAGAAGGAGAAAAAAGACAAGAGGAGAGCGGAGAGAGAGGAAACGAGGGAUGACGGUGUAAAGGGAGGACCUGAGGGUUCGGUGCAGACAUCGUCACACAGGGAGCAUAAGGGGGUGGUCACUAUCCGAGAGGUGGAUGGUAAACUCUGCGUGGUGAGGACAAUGUACCCCAGGGACUAUGGCUCCCCGGUGUGGAGGGGUGAAAGUGACAGUGAGGUGGAGGUGCGUAAAGAACCUCCUGCCCCAUCUCCGGUCACAGGAAAUGUCCUCAAAGUCCUACUGUCGGAGGAGGACAAGAGUAGAGCCAAAAUGGCUGCAGGUGAGACGCCAUUGUCCUGGAACCAGUUUCAGAUUCAGGAGACAAUGAAUGUCAAGGGAUUCACGUUGGACUCUCCAGCUCGAGCACAGGAGAGGACGUCUCUUUUGGAGUCGGGCUACGCCAGCGACUUCCCACUCACCUCUCCAGAAACAGCGGGCACCACUCCCAGUCAGACGGACUGGGGAGGGCUGACCAGCAGCUCGUCAGAGAGACUGGACUCCAUGAUGGAGAGUCCUCUGUCAGCACAGCAACUGGCAGCGGUGAAGUUCCUGCCACAGGUUUGUGUCGUGUUGUCCAACCCUCAAAUUCUUUACCUGUGUCUCUGUCCACAGAGAGUUAGUACCGAGCCGUUUUCAGACGUGAACUCCGGAGAAUGUCGAAACAAGUGGGUCCAGACAUUCUCCGGAGUUUGUCUUUCAUAUUUGAAGUUCACAUCGGGAGAUUCUGAGAUUCUGAGAUCAGACACGAUCACAACCACAGAAAGACAUCUCUGUCCCUUACGUCCAUCGCUUGCUAGAGACAACAUCAACAAUCCCACUCGCUCCCUGUGAACCCUCCAGAGAAUCUCACGUUAUCCGGAGUUUCUACUUCGGACAAUUUCAGGAGAUUGUCCGGAGUUCAGUGCACGUUUUAAAGCAACUU
Messenger RNA from Platichthys flesus (European flounder), 2109 nucleotides. RefSeq lists its product as uncharacterized. NCBI's taxonomy places the organism in Eukaryota, Metazoa, Chordata, Actinopteri, Pleuronectiformes, Pleuronectidae. Bases 549 to 2018 code for a protein of 489 amino acids. The transcript has a single exon. The record is from RefSeq and is a predicted model, not a curated record.